Orbicella faveolata is the source of this 3358-nucleotide messenger RNA. RefSeq lists its product as uncharacterized. NCBI's taxonomy places the organism in Eukaryota, Metazoa, Cnidaria, Anthozoa, Scleractinia, Merulinidae. The record is from RefSeq and is a predicted model, not a curated record.
UAGCCGCGGUUUUACCUGAUCUUUGAUUUGAAAGCAGUGAUUUUCAAGCGUCCUUUUCUAAUCUAGUCGUCACGAACUGACUGGGCUGAAAAUGCUUUCAGUGACGCUGGGCUUUAGUCCGUCGAUCGCUCGGGCAUUCACUGAAUUACUUCCGUAGAGGUCGAGGGGUGUCACCUUGAUAUCUUCUGUAAAGUAAAUAACACAACGAGCAGCGUCAGUCUUUGAUCACGUGACGAUAUGGAGGAUCAAAUAUCACACAAACAAGUUUCUGGCUCUGAUGGAAAAACUUUUAAAUGUAAGCAAUGUGAGAAGGGUUUUCAUCAUGUUGGAAAUCUAAGGAAACAUGAGAGAUUACACACAGGAGAGAGGACUCAUAAAUGCAACCAGUGCGGAAAAGUGUUUAGUCGUGAAGAAACUUUGAAGCAACAUAACAGAACACAUACUGGGGAGAAGCCUUUUAAAUGUAACUAUUGUAGCACGUGCUUCACUCACAUAGGCGCUUUAAAGAUGCAUAAGAAAACACACACAGAAGGGAAGCCUUUUGCAUGCAAACAAUGUGGUAAACGUUUUACUGGGGCACGAAAUCUAAAGGAGCACGCGAGAGUACACAAAAGAAAAAAGACUUAUAAAUGCGACCAGUGUGGAAAGUGGUAUACGCGGCCAGGGAAUCUAAAGCAGCAUAUGAGAACACACACCGGAGAGAGGCCCUUUAAAUGCAAGCAGUGUGAUAAAACCUUUACUCAGGCUGGAGGUCUAAAGGAACACGCAAAAGUACACUCGGGAGAGAAGCCUUUUAAGUGCGACCACUGUGGCAAGUGUUUUAGUCGAGCAGGGAAUUUAAAGCAACACACGAUGAUACACACAGGAGAGAAGCCCUUUAAAUGCAACAAGUGUGAAAAGUGUUUCAACUGUUUAGCAACUCUAAAGAAACAUGACAGAACUCACACAGGGGAGAAGCCUUAUAAAUGCAACCUGUGUGGCAAGUGUUAUACUGUGGAGGGAAGUUUAAAGCAGCAUGAACGAACGCACACAGGCGAGAAACCAUUUGAAUGCAGCCGGUGCGGGAAGUGUUUUAACCGGCGAAGGAACUUGAAGUUGCAUGAAAGAACCCACACGGGAGAAAAGCCUUUUAAAUGCAACCUCUGUGACUGGUCCUUUAGUGAUAGAGGACAUUUAAACCGUCAUCAAGUAGUUCACACCAGAGAAAAGCCUUUCGAAUGUGACUUUUGCGGCGAGUGUUUUCGACAUAUUGGAACGCUUCUGAAACAUAAAACUGUUCAUACCGGGAAGAAGCCAUUUGUGUGUAACCAGUGUGGUAAGUCCUUUACUACGAAACCGUCUUUAGAGGAUCAUGAAAGAACACAUACAGGCGAGAAGCCUUACAAAUGCAAUUUCUGUGGCAAGUGUUUUUUUCGCGCAAGCACUUUAACCGAACAUAAAAGAACUCACACAGGCGAGAAACCUUAUAAAUGCAAGCACUGUGACAGAUGUUUUAGUCACUCCGGAACUCGAAAGAAACACGAAGCAACACACUCAGCAGAGAAGAAUUUUGAAUGUGAUUUGUGCGGCAAACGUUUUAUUCUGUUACCCAAUUUAAAACAACAUCAAAUAACUCAUUCGGACAAGAGGCCUUUUGAAUGCAAAGAGUGUGGCAAGUGUUUCAAGAAGGCAGCAUUUUUAAAGACACAUGCAAGAGUGCAUACGCGUGAGAGGCCUUAUCAAUGUAACCUGUGCGGUCAGAGUUUCGGCUAUAACAACAAUCUAACAUUGCAUAAAAGAAGAAAACACACAGGCGAGAAGCCUUUUAAAUGCAGCCGUUGUGAAAAGUGUUUUAGUAACUCAUGGAGUCUUAAGGAACAUGAGAAAACACACACGGGCGAGAAGCCUUUUGAAUGCAAAAAGUGUGGCAAGUUCUUUACUCGGUCAGCAACUCUUCAGCAACAUUUCAAAUUACAUACGGGAGAGAAACCUUAUAAAUGCAGUUAUUGUGGAAGGCGUUUUAGAGCUUCAUAUACUCUUACGUUACAUAAAAGACAACACACAGGCGAGAGGCCUUGUGAAUGCAAGAAGUGUGGCGAGUGUUUUGCAACGUUAACGACUUUAAAACGGCAUAUAAAAAGAACCCACAACACAGCGAACACAGAAACAAGCCAAGAUGACGGCUGCUUCAGUAUCUCAGAACUUCUGAGCCAGCGUAAAAACACAAAAACAGGCGAGAAGCGUUUUGAAUGUAGUCUUUGUGAAAAGUGUUUUAAUAACCCCUGGAGUCUUAAGGAACAUAAAAAAACGCACUCUUUUGAAUGCAAAAAGUGUGGCAAGUCCUUUACUCGGGAACAAACACUUCACCAACAUGCCAAAAUACAUACGGGAGAGAAACCUUAUAAAUGCAGUUAUUGUGAAAGGCGUUUUAGGGCUAUAUACACCCUGAGGGUACAUAAAAGACAACAUACAGGCGAGAAGCCUUGUGAAUGCAAGAUGUGUGGCGAAUGUUUCGCAACUUUAACGACUUUAAAACGGCAUAUAAAAAGAACACACAGCACAGUGAAGACUGAAACAAGUGAGGAUGGCAGCUGCUUCAGUAUCUCUGAACUUCUGAGCCAGCGUAAGAAAACAAAAACAGGCAAGAAGCGUUUUGAAUGCGACCAGUGUGGCAAGUGUUUUAAAACUGCAACGACCCUGAAGAAACAUAAAACAAAGCAUGUCGUGGUGAAGCAGGAAGCGAGCGACGAUGACAAUUGUGUCAGUAUCCCUGAAAUUUUAAGAGACAUUCGAAAAAACAAACGAAAAUGAAUUUUUAUCAACGUGUCCCUUGCAGUGACUGCUUAAGUAGAUGACAAAACUUGAGGGCACGUUCUUGAAAGGGAACUGAACAGCGUUUUAACUAACAGUUGGUCUGCAUGCGUGGGAGGCGCCGGAGCGGUGCGCGAAUGCAAGAAUAAGCGCGCCGCGAAAACUUGCGCACUAUGUUCUCUAGCGCUUGCUAAAGGCAGGCUAACCAGCAAAGAAACAUGAUCAUAGAGUAAAAUCGCAAUUUUCACGGCUGUCAGCCAUUUCAAGAAGCGAAAUUACGUGCUAUAAUCUUUACCUGUUUUUUCCUCAUUGGGUAUAAUUGAGACUAGCUAGGUCAGUUUGAUUGCCUUGGGGCAGUCCAUUACUUCGCCUUUUUUAUGCUUGGAUUUUGCUGAGAAAAAUUGAAACGACUGUAUAAAAGGAAUUGUCAGAUAAAUAUUGCAGGAUUUGGUAGAAAAAAUAGAGUAAUAUAUUCGAUUGACUUGAUAAAUGCAAACAUGUGAAGAUGAUUUAGCCUAAAACGGUGUAAACAAAGUCUCGAUAACACGAGUCGUGAAAAUGUGGUCUA